Messenger RNA from Bactrocera neohumeralis, 2454 nucleotides. RefSeq names its product protein hook (gene hook). Gene Ontology annotation, cellular component: centrosome; cytoplasm. The coding region runs from base 59 to 2062 and encodes 667 amino acids. The record is from RefSeq and is a predicted model, not a curated record. Gene Ontology annotation, molecular function: microtubule binding; dynein light intermediate chain binding. Lineage: Eukaryota; Metazoa; Arthropoda; Insecta; Diptera; Tephritidae. The transcript has 12 exons. Gene Ontology annotation, biological process: cytoskeleton-dependent intracellular transport; cytoplasmic microtubule organization.
UAUUUUAAUAUCUUUUAUUGUUGCAAUUUGUUUUGAUAAAUUUAGUGAAGAAAAUAUAAUGGAAAGGGGUGAUAUGUGUCAAAGUUUAAUUGAAUGGUUUAAAACCCUCAAUUUAACAGCUCCGCAUUCCAAUUUAGAGGAACUAUCGGAUGGAGUAGCCCUCGCGCAGGCAUUAAAUCAAUUUGCUCCGGACGUUUUCACUGGUUCGUGGUUAUCGAAAAUUAAUUCGGGCAUCAAUUGGCGUUUAAAGAUGAGUAAUUUAAAAAAGGUUGUUGAAGGAGUGUAUGAUUAUUAUAGUGACGUAUUAAGUUACUCACUUGCGGACUUUGCACGCCCCGAUGCUCAGCGUAUUGCUGAAAAAUGUGAUGCUGGUGAAUUAGAGCGUCUGCUACAACUUAUCCUUGGAUGUGCUGUUAAUUGUGGCGCAGGGCAAGAUUAUAUUCGACAAAUUAUGUGUUUGGAAGAAUCAUUGCAAGCUAAUAUAAUGCGUGCUUUACAAGAUCUGGAGUCGACAUGGCAGGGAGAUUUCCCAUCGCGCACGUCGCAAAGCAUAACAAAUUUUGAUAAUAAAAUUUUACAGGAAGAAAGAGACGCAUUGGCUCAAAAAUGUUUCGAAGCAGAAAAAAAGAAUCUAUUGCUGAUAGAAGAAAAAUCGAACAUGCAGCAAGAGCUUGCAAAACUGCAGCUUGAAAUUCAGCAUCUACAGUCUUCAAAAUCUGAAAUUGGAGACGAUGGAGUUUCUAUCGGCCCUGUGCAAGCAGGAUCUGUACGCUAUUCCGAACUUAGGCGACAACUCGAUCGAAUGAAAGAAGAACUCUUACAGUCAGAUGCCACUAGAGAAGAUUUAAAAUUAAAAGUUCAACAGCAGGAAAAAGAAAUGCAAACCAUGCAACAGCGAAUCGAUGAACUUACCAAAAGUACUUCGGAAUUAAUGCAACUGAAAGAUGAAGUUGACGUAUUGAGAGAAUCAAAUGAUAAAUUAAAAGAAUGUGAAAUACAGUUAGACACUUACAAAAAACGUUUGGAAGAGUAUAACGAUUUAAAAAAGCAUAUUAAAAUAUUAGAAGAAAGAAGUGCUGACUAUGUACAGCAAAUAGUGCAAUUCGAAGAAGAUGCUAAAAAAUCUGCUACACUUAAGGGACAAGUGGAACUUUUCAAAAAUAAGAUUCAAGACCUGCAUACACAACUUGAUGGAGAAAUGAGUAAAAAUGUUAAAUUAGAGUUUGAUAAUAAAAAUCUUGAAAGCAAUAUUUGUGCAUUGCAACGUGCCAAGGAAAGUUUACUUAAAGAGCGGGAUAAUCUUCGAGAAGCUUUAGACGAACUCAAAUGUGGGCAACUCUCGACAAGUUCUGGAAGCCUGAAUGGAAAUACAAUGUCUAAAGAACUACAACCUACCGCACUUGUAGAAAAGGUACACCGUUUGGAAUUGGAAAAUAAAGCUUUGCGUGAAGGUCAAGGUGGCCAAACGGCAUUAACGCAACUUUUGGAUGAUGCGAAUAAACGCAAUGAUAAUUUACGCGAACAAUUGAAGUUAGCCAAUGAACGGAUACUAUCACUGUCGCAUGCUUCACAGAGUGGAGAUCCAAAUCUCAAAGAGUUUGAAUUUGGCAAGCAAAUUAAGCAACUAAUGGAACUAAAUGAACAAAAAACUUUACAAUUAGAGGAAUCAGUUUCUCAAAAUGUGUCUUUGCAAAAUAAGAUAACACAGUUGGAAAAUACACUCACCACUCGUGAACAAGAUCUUUUGGCUUGUGAUGCGAAAUACAGAAAAUGUGUGGAUAAAGCAAAGGAAGUAAUAAAAAGUCUUGAUCCACGACUUGCCAAUGUUAUCGAUGUAAAUCUGCUUGAGCGGUCGCAGGAUUCUGAAGAAGAACCAAAAGCAGGAAUGAGUACGUUGGAGGAGCAAUUAAUGACAACGGCUUUCUACAGAUUGGGCGUAAAUGCACAACGUGAUGCAAUUGAUGCUAAACUGGCUUUAUUAAUGGGACAGGGGCAGACGUUUUUAGCGCGUCAACGCCAGUCUGCGCCCCGAAAAUCACUAACGACAUUUAAGAACAAAUAAAAUUCCUUUAUAAAUUUAUUAUAUUUCUUCAAGAUAGAUAGGAUCUAUACUCCAAUCAUACAAGUAGGCAAGAUAUAUGCAUUAAAUCAUUUGAAUAGUUAGUUGUGAUUAUUUAAUAUCAUAUCCGAAAUGAGCGUAUAUUUUGCGAGCCUAUUUUUUUGUAUAAUUAUAUUGGACAUCAUUAACGUAAUUAUUUAUACAAAACUCCACAAGUUUUAUACAAAGCAAACUUAAGAUUUGCCAAUAAGAAAUAAUUAAAAUAUUUCUUUUAAUUCUUUGUACGCUGUUACCUUCAUAAACAUAUUUAAUUAAUUCAUUAUUUCAAUAUUAUUGGGUGUAUUAAUUUUAUUAUACAUUCACAAGUAUUAAAAAUAUACAUAUAUUAAUAUUAA